Diospyros lotus (date-plum) is the source of this 1315-nucleotide messenger RNA. Its product is annotated as E3 ubiquitin-protein ligase RING1-like. The transcript is spliced from 2 exons. Gene Ontology annotation, molecular function: ubiquitin protein ligase activity. The record is from RefSeq and is a predicted model, not a curated record. Gene Ontology annotation, cellular component: cytoplasm. Lineage: Eukaryota; Viridiplantae; Streptophyta; Magnoliopsida; Ericales; Ebenaceae. The coding region runs from base 53 to 1075 and encodes 340 amino acids. Gene Ontology annotation, biological process: protein ubiquitination.
CAAAAAGCGAAAGCACAUUGUUUUUUAAGUUCCCCUAUCGGCGAGCCGAAGAAUGGCCUCCGCCGGAGGACCGGUCGCCGGCCGCGGCCCGCAGCUGUACUUCUGCUAUCAGUGCGAACGGACGGUCACUCUCACGCCGUCGCCUAACUUCGACCUUCUCUGUCCGUCCUGCAACGGAGGCUUUCUUGAAGAAUGGGAACAAGAUCGUAGCCCUAACCCUAAUAACCCAGGUCUCGACUCUCUUGAUCCUUUCUCUGCCUUCCCGGACCCCCUCUCUGACUUCCUCACUGGACUGCCUCUCCUGUUAUCGUCUUCCUCGUCGACUUCCCUUGACCUUCAAAACCCCAGCGCCUUCUCGAACAUUUUCGACCAACGUAGGGCAUUGCCUCUUUCACAAGACCCGGAAAGGUUCGAUCCCUAUGCCUUCUUGCAGAACCACCUCGCCAACCUCGUUGCCGGCGGGGCCAACAUCGAGUUCAUGAUCGCCAAUCAGCCGUCGGACCAAGGGUUUCGCCCGCCUCUCAACCUCGGCGACUACGUCGUCGGCCCCGGCCUCGAGCAGUUGAUCCAGCAACUGGCGGAGAACGAUCCCAACAGAUACGGAACCCCACCGGCUGCAAAGUCCGCGAUCAAGGCGCUUCCCAGAGUAACCGUGGACGACGAAUUGUUGAGCUCUGAUUUGGCUCAGUGUGCUGUGUGUAAAGAUGACUUUGAGCGCGAUAUGGAGGUCAAGCAGAUGCCUUGCAAACAUGUAUACCAUCCUGAUUGCAUUGUUCCGUGGUUGGAAUUGCAUAAUUCGUGCCCGGUUUGUCGGUAUGAGUUGCCGACGGACGAUCCUGAAUACGAAAACCCUGCUCCGGGUUCAACUGGUUCAGGAAAUCCAACCGCAGGUUCGGGCAGUGACGCUGGAACAUCUGAAGGAAGCUCUCCGGGGCAGCGGACAGUGGAGCGGAGGUUUAGAAUAUCCUUGGCGUGGCCUUUUGGGUCUGCAGGUUCAGGUGCUGGUGGAGGAUCAAACACUGGUGGUCAGCAAAACCGGGGGAUGGGGUCAGAAAGGCAAGAGGAUCUCGAUUGAGCUUCCCAGCUCGCUCCUUGUGUGGUAAAAGGAUAUUUCGUCAAGAUAGUCCAGUUGUAAAAAAGGAAUCGCAGAGGGAUUAUGCCGACAAUGAAGGCUGACAAAACAAUUUGGUUAUGUAAAUCAUACAAUGGUUUCCAUAUGUUCCAUCAGUUUGAUGAGAAUUUUCUGUAUUGUUUUGUAUCUUGUCUUGGGAUAUUUGUUCUGUUCUUACAUAUAAUCUCUGAGAUGUUUUCGGUA